AUGUGGAAGCCCACAGUCAACUUCCUUGUUCUGCAUUAUGCAUGGAUAAUUACCUUGAGCGUUCUUAGCUUGGUUAUUAUCUAUCCUUAUGGGAACUUGAAGGCAAUAGAUGCCUUCUUCUUCGGCGCAAGCGCUUCUACAGAGUCGGGGCUCAACACUAUUGAUAUCAAAGAUCUCAAAACAUACCAGCAGGUCUAUCUCUACCUGAUUCCAAUCCUGGGCAACUUAGGGUUCGUCAAUAUCAUUGUGGUCGUCGUGCGACUUCACUGGUUUGAGAAGCACCUCCGAUCUGUCUCCUCAUCGCUUCUGAGACCCGAAGCACCCAGAGGUCGAAACCCCAGCAUCGACGUGGAAGCGGAGGCACACAAGACGCAAGGCGUACACAACAAGAGACAGCCCGAGUCUCGCUAUGAUACCACUGAAGAACACGCAAAGGAGACUGCUUUGGAUUCCGAGAACCAAAAAAACACAAAACACAAGCCGCAAAACAUCAAGCGAGAUGAUGGAGCUCAAACCGCCUCUCCACCUGCUACAAGAACUAUCCAGUUUGGGGAUGAUGUCCCGGAUUAUGAUGGACCAACUAAGGCCCUCUACAUCCCUCCUCCAUGGAAACGGAGUCCCAUUGUGGAAAUCGAGAAUGAAACCAACGACGGUGAUGAUGCAGUGUCAAUGAAACUGAGACCAACAGACUCAAAUAUCCCCAGGCCAUCAUCCUUCCAGAGAACCGCCAGUACGAUCACAUCCACCACACGCCAGCUUGAGCGUGUUGUUUCGAUAAUGUUUCGUCCUGGUGGAUCGGAAGGCUUUGAUACAAAGCCCCAAAAACGAUCACCCCAAGAGAAACCAUCCUACAAAGCGUUGGCACUUCCCAAUAUCUCCUCGCAAGCAUCCAUGGGCCGGAACUCACAGUUUUACAAUUUGACUACUGAAGACCGGGAGAGACUCGGAGGGAUUGAGUACCGGAGUUUGAAACUCUUGUUCAAAAUUGUCACGGCCUACUUCAUCGGGAUACACCUUUUCGGUGCUAUAUGUCUUGUGGGAUGGAUUCAGCAUGCCGAUCCGAAGUAUCGCGAGUACCUCGCUGAAUGUGGACAAGGUGAUGUGUGGUGGGGAUUCUACUCCGCUCAAACAAUGGUGAACAAUCUCGGCUUCACCCUGACACCAGACUCGAUGAUUUCCUUUCAAGAUGCAACGUUUCCACUGAUUGUCAUGAGCUUCCUUGCAUAUGCCGGAAACACCUGCUACCCAUGUCUGCUACGACUUGUGAUCUGGAUCAUGUACAAACUUUGCCCGGAGAAGUCAUCGAUGAAAGAGACGCUCAGCUUUUUGCUUGAUCACCCACGACGAUGCUACACACUGCUGUUUCCAAGUCGGCCCACAUGGAUUCUUUUUGGGAUCUUGUUCGCAAUGAAUUUUGUUGACGUUCUCUUGAUUAUCGUUUUGGAUCUGAAUAAUCCCGCGGUGAACAAUCUUGCUGCUGGGCCCCGCGUUCUCGCUGCCAUCUUCCAAUCGGCAUCUUCAAGACAUACAGGUACAUCUACCUUCAAUUUGGCGGAUGUCAGCCCUGGUGUUCAGUUCAGCCUUGUGGUCAUGAUGUAUGUGGCCAUUUUCCCUAUCGCUAUUAGCGUGAGAGCAUCGAACAUCUACGAAGAAACGACCCUGGGGGUGUACAUUAAAGAAAACGACGUGGAUGAAACGAACGGUCAAUCCUAUAUCAUGGCCCAUAUUCGGAAUCAGCUCACCUUUGACUUAUGGUACAUCUUCAUUGGGGUCUUUUUGAUCACAAUUGCCGAAGCAGGAAAGAUUUCAGACAACUCGAUUCCUGCCUUUUCAGUCUUCUCGGUUUUCUUCGAGGUAGUCUCAGCCUAUGGAAAUGUCGGCUUAAGUCUUGGGUAUCCGACAGUGAACACAUCCCUCAGUGGCAAGUUCACGGUCUUUAGCAAGCUUGUUGUUUGUGCGAUGAUGAUUCGAGGCCGUCACCGAGGACUGCCAUACAAGCUUGAUCGUGCCAUUGUACUCCCGAGCGAACGCCUGGUGGAAGACGAUACCGAGGAAGAUCCAAACCGGAGAAGAAGGCAAUUCCGACAAACACCUGUGAUCAAACGCUAUCAUACGAACUAG
Penicillium antarcticum is the source of this 2121-nucleotide messenger RNA. RefSeq names its product potassium ion transporter. The coding region runs from base 1 to 2121 and encodes 706 amino acids. The transcript is spliced from 10 exons. The record is from RefSeq and is a predicted model, not a curated record. Lineage: Eukaryota; Fungi; Ascomycota; Eurotiomycetes; Eurotiales; Aspergillaceae. Gene Ontology annotation, molecular function: high-affinity potassium ion transmembrane transporter activity. Gene Ontology annotation, cellular component: plasma membrane. Gene Ontology annotation, biological process: potassium ion import across plasma membrane; intracellular potassium ion homeostasis.